Phalacrocorax carbo (great cormorant) is the source of this 1119-nucleotide messenger RNA. The record is from RefSeq and is a predicted model, not a curated record. Lineage: Eukaryota; Metazoa; Chordata; Aves; Suliformes; Phalacrocoracidae.
CAGGCGCAGCGCCCCGCCGGGCAGGCCCCGUCCGCUCCGGAGGGGCGGGGCGGGGCGGGGCGGGGCGGGGCGGGGCGGCCCCCCCCGAUCCCAUCCCCGUCCCCGCCGCUCACCCGCAUCCCGGUGCCGCCCCGGCAGGUCCCGCCGCCGCCGCCGCCCAGCGCCGCCGCCGCCGCCGCCGCCAGCACCCACAGACCCCGCCACGGCGCCGCCAUCUUGGCCGCCAUCUUGGCCGCGCGGGGCACGGCGGGAGGGCGGCGGGGCGGACGGGCGGGGCUUGGCUACACGGGGCGCGGAGGGAAGGGGCGGGGCCACGCGGGGCGGGGCGGGGCGAGGGGAAGAAAAGGGCGGGGCGCGAUGGGGAAAGGGGCGGGGCUACCGGCCGCCCUUCCCGCCCGCAGCGCCGUGGUGCGCGAGGCCGCGGGCGCCAUCUUGAGGCGUCCCGGCGCCAUCUUGAGCGGCGGCAGCGUCGCCUCCCCGGGGCCUCCCGCGGCCUCCGUCUGUCCUUCCCGUGCCUCCGUCUGUCCUUCCCGCACCUCCGUGCCCCCCCCCCCGGGCCGUCUCCCCGGCUCCUGCCUCGGUAUGGGCCGGCUGUGGCGCUGCCUGGCCCGGGGGGAGUACGGGCAGCUGCGGGACUGCCCGCUCUUCGAGAGCGACUUCCUGCAGGUGACGCGGAGCGGCGAGGCGGCCAGCCGGGUGACGGUGGGCAUCGCUGCCUCCAGCCCCCUCCUCCCGCUCCCCGACCUCAUGCUGCUGGCGCGGCCGGUGCCGCCGUCGCCCCCCGAAGCCGAGGAGCUCCAGCUGUUCGGGCUGCUGCCGCUGUCCUGUGUCCGUCUGUCCUUGCACAGCCGCCGGCGUCACCAGCUUCGGGCGCGCCUGGCCACCGGUCGCACCUUCUACCUGCAGCUCCUGGCGCCGCCCCGCCACCUUCGUCGCCUCUUCACCUGCUGGAUCCGGCUCCUCUUCCUCCUCCGGGAGCCCGGUGGGUGCCCGCCGGGACCCCCGGCCCCUCGGGGACUCCCCGGGGCAGUGGGGGACCCCCAGGACCCCCCUGGGGACAGGGUGGAGCCCUGAGAGGCGGCGCCCGCACCCCCCAAAUAAAGGUGGGAGACGGUGUCA